AUGGACGUCCCCGGGUUCGCCCUGAUUACUGGAGCAGGCUCCGGAAUUGGCAAAGCCUGUGCUCAGGCUUUCGUGGCCGAAGGUAGCGCAGGCGUCGCCCUCUUGGACAUCAACCGCGAGGCCAUAUUGUCGGUGCACAGGGACUUGGAGAUGGAAGUUACGAAACGACAGGAAACCGAGACAGAAAAGCAUGAAAGUUGCAAGAUUCUGUCGUAUGAAGUGGACGUAACAGAUGAAGAGCAAGUCCAUCUGGUCAUCAAGGAGGCAGCAACUCGCUUCGGCAGGCUUGACUACGUCGUCAACGCCGCCGGCAUCAGCAUCAAGCACGCUGGUGGAGCGCCCUUCGUCAUUACCGAAAACUGGCAUCACGUUCUUGACGUUAACCUUAACGGAACCUUCUUCGUUCUCAGAGCGGCUGCGCAAAUCAUGCUGACACAGGACAAAACAUUGUCCUCUAUUGGCCGUAGACCUCUGCAAUGCGGAUCCAUCGUCAAUGUGUCAUCGAUAUUAGGGCAGGUUGCCAUACCCAGCUACACCGCUUACACGGCAUCCAAACAUGCCAUUAUUGGCCUCACACAGUCGGCCUCGCUGGACUACGCCAAACACGGUCUGCGCAUAAACACGAUUUGCCCCGGCUAUACAGAGACCCCUAUGACGCUGAAGCCCGGUACCUGGGGACAAGACGUAGUCGUGGCUUGUGAGUGCGUGCCAAUGCGGCGGAUGGCAGUUCCCAAGGAGAUUGCAGACGGAGUGUUGUUUCUUGCUGGUGGACGAAGUUCAUAUGUUACUGGUUCUGCACUCGUUGUCGAUGGAGGCCAUAACGCGAAAUGA
This is a messenger RNA of Pochonia chlamydosporia 170, 831 nucleotides long. Its product is annotated as short-chain dehydrogenase reductase family. Gene Ontology annotation, molecular function: oxidoreductase activity, acting on the CH-OH group of donors, NAD or NADP as acceptor. The transcript has a single exon. Lineage: Eukaryota; Fungi; Ascomycota; Sordariomycetes; Hypocreales; Clavicipitaceae. The record is from RefSeq and is a predicted model, not a curated record. Bases 1 to 831 code for a protein of 276 amino acids.